Messenger RNA from Salvelinus sp. IW2-2015, 7625 nucleotides. The record is from RefSeq and is a predicted model, not a curated record. NCBI's taxonomy places the organism in Eukaryota, Metazoa, Chordata, Actinopteri, Salmoniformes, Salmonidae.
UUGACCGACAGCGGGGAGGAAGACACCCUAGUAAGCGCUGUGUUUUUCUGGUCCACUAAAAUGGCUGUUGUCGAGGAUGGGGACUAGCCUGUGAGCACUACACGCAUAUAAGUCGAGGAUUGAGAAGACUACACCGAAGUGUGGAAUAUUUAUAUUCGUUUUAUUAAAAGGUGCUGUGGUGGUGAGGGGAAGUAGUUGCAGCCAUGGACACCACCACCUCCAUUAAGAUGACCACUCUGGCCAUCCAGAACCUCUUCAGCUACGUGGAGGAGGAGAACCUGGCAGCGCUCAAGGCCCACCUGGACAAGUUCAAGGAGGUAGACGGCAGGAGUGACAAUGGUCAGACACCCCUGAUGCUGGCUUCGGAGCAGGGUAGUAUUGAGAUUGUACAGGAGCUCAUCAGGAGAGGAGCCAAUGUUAACCUGGAUGAUGUGGACUGCUGGUCUGCUCUGAUCUGUGCUGCUAAGGAAGGCCAUGUAGAGGUGGUGAAGGAGCUGUUAGAAAGCAGUGCUUACAUAGAGCACCGAGACAUGGGAGGCUGGACGGCCCUCAUGUGGGCUGCCUAUAAAGGCCGCGUGGAGGUAACCGAGGUUCUCCUUGAGAACGGAGCCAACCCCAACACUACUGGGCAGCAAUACAGUGUGUACCCCAUCAUCUGGGCAGCAGGCAGAGGUCAUGCUGAGAUCGUCCAGGUCUUGCUGGAGAACGGAGCCAAGGUCAACUGUUCUGACAAGUAUGGUACCACCCCUCUGAUCUGGGCAGCCAGGAAGGGCAAUUUUGACUGUGUGAUGCACCUGCUGGAGAAUGGAGCCGAUGUCGACCAGGAGGGGGCGAACUCGAUGACAGCUCUGAUCGUGGCAGUGAAGGGAGGUUUCCCUGAGGUGGUGAAGGAGCUUCUCAAGAGGAACCCUAACGUCAACAUGACAGACAAGGACGGCAACACAGCCCUGAUGAUCGCUGCCAAGGAGGGCUAUACUGAGAUAGUACAGGACUUGCUGGAUGCUGGCACCUACGUCAACAUACCAGACAGGAGUGGAGACACRGUGCUUAUCGGAGCAGUGAGAGGAGGACAUGUGGAGAUAGUGAGGGCUCUGCUGCACAAAUAUGCUGACAUAGACAUCAGAGGACAGGACAACAAGACAGCCCUGUACUGGGCUGUGGAGAAAGGCAACGCCACCAUGGUGAGAGAUAUCCUCCAGUGCAACCCCGACACAGAGACCUGCACCAAGGAUUUAGAGAGCCCUCUGAUCAAAGCUACUAAGAUGAGGAACAUUGACAUAGUGGAGCUUCUGCUGGACAAAGGAGCCAAGGUGUCUGCUGUGGACAAGAGAGGUGACACCCCCCUCCACAUUGCCAUCCGUGGGCGGAGCCGCAGACUGGCGGAGCUCCUCCUUCGUAACCCUAAAGAUGGCCGCCUGCUCUACAGGCCCAACAAGGCCGGCGAGACCCCCUACAACAUCGACUGCAGCCACCAGAAGAGCAUCCUCACCCAGAUCUUUGGAGCCCGACACCUGUCCCCUACUGAGUCUGAUGGGGACAUGCUGGGUUAUGACCUGUACAGCAGUGCCCUGGCUGACAUUCUCAGUGAGCCCACCAUGCAGCCACCCAUCUGUGUGGGCCUGUACGCCCAGUGGGGCAGCGGCAAGUCUUUCCUGCUCAAGAAACUGGAGGAUGAGAUGAAGACGUUUGCUGGCCAGCAGGUGGAACCGUUGUUCCAGUUCUCCUGGCUGGUGGGGUUCAUGUCCCUGCUGCUGUGUGGUUCUGUAGCUCUGGUCCUGGGCUUCACCGUCGACCCCAAGCUGGCCAUCGCUGUCUCCCUCAGCCUGCUGGCCUUGCUCUAUGUCUGCUUCGUGGUGGUGUACUUCGGCAGUCGUCGUGAGGGUGAGAACUGGAGCUGGGCGUGGGUGAUAAGUACCCGUUUGGCCCGACACAUCGGUUACCUGGAGCUGCUACUCAAACUGAUGUUUGUCAACCCCCCUGACUUGCCAGAGCAGACCACCCGCGCUCUGCCCGUUAGGUUCCUGUUCACGGACUACAACCGUCUGUCCAGUGUGGGAGGGGAGACCAGCCUGGCAGAGAUGAUAGCCACCCUGUCUGAUGCCUGUGAGAGGGAGUUUGGCUUCAUGGCCACCCGCCUCUUCAGCUUCAAGACAGAGGAAUCAAAAGGGAAGAAGAAGUGGAAGAAAACUUGCUGCGUUCCCUCCUUCGUCAUCUUCAUCUUCAUCCUGGGCUGCCUGAUCACCGGCAUGGCACUCCUCGCCGUCUUCAAGGUGGAUGGGGCCAACCAGACGGUGAACGCCGUGCUGAUCGCCAUGGCCUGCGCAGUGGGCCUGGCACUGGUGCUCAACUGCCGGACCUGGUGGCAGGUGGCCGACUCGGUGCUCAACUCUCAGAGGAAGAGGCUGCACAGCGCUGCCAACAAGAUGCACAAGCUCAAGAGCGAGGGCUUCAUGAAGGUGUUGAAGAAUGAGGUGGAGCUGAUGGCGAGGAUGGCUAAGACCAUCGAUGGCUUCACUCAGAACCAGACGCGUCUGGCUGUCAUCAUAGACGGCCUGGACUCCUGUGAACAGGACAAAGUACUGCAGAUGCUGGAUACGGUGAGAGUGCUCUUCUCCAAAGGCCCCUUCAUCUCCAUCUUYGCCAGCGACCCCCACAUCAUCAUCAAGGCCAUCAACCAGAACCUGAACAGCGUGCUCAGGGACUCCAACAUCAACGGCCAUGACUACAUGAGAAACAUCGUCCACCUGCCGGUCUUCCUCAACAGCCGGGGGUUGAGCAGCGCCAGAAAGAUGUGUGUGGCAGCGCCCGCUAACGGAGACACCGGAAACUCAGACGGCUGGCAUGAGGAGCUGGACAGGAAGCUAUCCCAGCACAGCAUCGGAGAGAUGACCAAGUUUGGCAGCAAGACAACCCUGAACCGCAGGGACACGUACCGGCGACGUCAGAUGCAGAGGACUGUGACACGGCAGAUGUCCUUUGACCUGAGCAAGCUGCUGGUGACAGAAGACUGGUUCAGUGACAUCAGCCCCCAGACCAUGAGGAGGCUGCUCAACAUCGUCUCUGUCACAGGUCGUCUGCUGAGGGCAAAUCAGAUUAUGUUUAACUGGGACCGCCUGGCAUCGUGGAUCAACCUUACUGAGACCUGGCCCUACAGGACCUCCUGGCUCAUCUUGUUCCUGGAGGAGACUGAAGGCAUCCCUGACCAGGCCGCCCUCAAGACUAUCUACGAGAGGAUCUCCAAGAACAUUCCGACCACUAAAGACGUGGAGCCCCUGUUGGAGAUUGAUGGGGAUGUGCGUAGCUUCGAGGUGUUCCUCUCCUCUCGGACACCUGUCCUCAAUGCGCGCGACAUCAAAACCUUCCUACCCUGCACCGUCAACCUCGACCCCAAACUACGAGAGAUCAUCGCAGACGUGCGUGCUGCCAGGGAACAGAUGAGCAUCAGAGCGGUGACCUAUCCCAGCCUGCCCCUGCAGGAAGCCGCGCCCCGCCCCACCUCAGUCUACAGCCAGCAGUCAGGCAUGUCCGCCUGCUCCCCCUCCACCUCCUUCAACGGGCACUUCAACCCCCCAGGGCUGGUGUCCCCACCGCCCCACAGCAGCAACUACAGUGGUAUGGCUGGCCCCCAGCACCCCUUCUAUAACAGGGCUAAUGUGAAUGGCAGAGUUCUGACCCAGUGCAACAUUGAUGAGCUGAAGAAUGAAAUGAAAAUGAACUUUGGAGACUGGCAGCUCUUCAGAGGAACUGUGUUGGAGAUGCGUCACGUGGAGAGCCAGGUGCUUCAUGAGGAGGCUCCCAGCGAGGUGGACAGCAGUGUGGUGGGCCACGGGGAACCGAGGCGCCAGGUCGCCCCGCCCCAUGCCGGUGCCGCCAACCUCGACGCCAACUCACCCAUGUACAGCUUCAACCUGAGCUUUGAGGAACUGAGCAAUGUGGGACUGGACGAGCCUCCCAGGCAUAGCAACAACACAUGGAUGGCCCCCACCCACCGUACCCCCAGCAUGUCCAGCCUCAACUCCCAGGAGUCGUCCAACGACAUCGUCAAGCUGACGGAAAAGCAGCAGUCGGAGUACCGCAACGCCUACCAGGAGUACAUCGCCCAGAUGGCCACGCUGGAGGUGGGCGGAGGCGGGGGAGAGAAGCCCGUCCAGCCCCACCCCAACCAGUUCAUGACCUCCGCCAGCUCCGAGGACAAAACCAAGGACAAGGCUACCACCAAGAGAAGCACCUCCAAGCUUCCCGCCGUGGAUGCCCCGGACUUCACCACCGCCGAAGCCCCCCUGGACCCCAUCACAGAGGAGGACGAGAAGCAGGACCCCCAUGGCUCCUCCAAGACCCUGCUCGGACGCAAGGCGCCCGGGUCCAGUGACCGGGGGAGCGGCCUGUUCCAGGGAGCAGCCGACCUCAAGAUGAAGACCGGCGGGCUGCCCUACCAGAAGCUCACCAGCGACGACGAGGAUUCAGAGAACUCCGACGCUCCUCUCCUGGGGGACGCGAAAAAGCCAGGUGACCCCAAAGCAUCCUCACUGGCUCUGGCUAAGGGUAAAGAAUACCUGUCUGACGCCAUGCUGGAUAAGAAGGAUUCUUCUGACUCCGGCAUGCGCUCCAACGAGAGCUCGCCCAACCACUCCCUGCAGGACGAGGAGGCUGACCUGUCCCAGCUGGAGCAGGCCAACCUGAUCGAGCUGGACCAGGAGGACAGCCAGAGCCGGGCGGCCAGUAAGAGGGGUCUGCCCAGCAGCCUGAGUGGUCUCCAGGACUCAGCUGUGGCCCGCAUGUCCAUCUGCUCCGAGGACCAGUGCAGCCUGCUGGCCAGCAGCCCCGAAGAGAGCUGGCCCUUAUCCAAGAGCUACAACCUCAACCGCACGCCCAGCAACACCACCCUCAACAACAACACCAACGACCAGCAGCGUUGCCAGGGACAGAGGGCUCCAGUGGGGUCCACCGACACCACCUGUUCCACCCCUACUUCCUCCUCCAUCAGCGAGGUCAUCGUCUCCACGGGUUCCGGCACCACCAGUACCACCACCAAGCCCGGCCCGCACAACGAGAACGUGCGCGUGGUGCACCUGAAGAGGGGGCUGAACCCCGGGGAUCCUCCGGAGAUCACCACCGUGUCCUCCGACACCGUCACUUUCGGAGAGGAGCGCGAGAGCAUCCUGUGAGCCCCCUGCCCAUCUCAUACCCAGGAGAGCACUUAGUCAGUAGAUGUUUGGUGUGGUAAUCUGACAAUGCAUGCGUAGCAAGGUACCGUAGCUAGCUAAAUGGGUAAAUAAAUGAUGUUCGUGCUUGGUGUGCACUAAGUAGAUAGCCUUGUUAAACCAGGCUGAUCUGGCAACCUCACAUUCUGUUACAGGAGGUAGCCUGGUGAAGGUAGCUCACUGAGAUGUUGUACUCUGUAUUUGUAUUGUCUAAAGUGAAGUGAAGUGACCUCUACUAACCGGCUUGAUAUUCUCUAAAGGUGAAGGUAGCUAGCUACGUACACUGUAAAACAAAUUAUCUUUAGAUCAACCUAAUUUACUUCACCUCUGGUAAAAACAACAACAUUAUUAUGACAAAUAUAUGAUUCAAUGCCAACUGUUAUAUUUCAUUAUAUUUGAAGUUGUAGCCUGUUUAUUUCAACACUAAACCUACAUUUCCCCUUUGGUUAAACUUAAUAUAACAAAUACAACAAAUAUUUAAUGACAAUACAACCAAUUUUUUUCGUCUUGUUCACUUUUUACUUUGGAAUUACCUAUCCAAAUGUAUUCAAUUGUGUUACAAGCAAUUUAAAUCAACAACCUAAAAAAUAAGAUGUUUUAAAAUAAUUUUUCCAAACUAAAGACCUUCACAUUUAGGAACCACAAUAUCAUAACCAAGCAAUGGCUACCGUCACAUAGAAACGGUAUCAGGCACUUUAGUGUCAUUACAGAUGACAAAUACAAUAGACCACCUCAACUGGAAUGACAUUCACUCUCAGGGGUGGGCAAAAAUAACCAACUGAAAGCCACGCACCCCCCAAUAAGCCACGCCUCGGCAACUCUUCUGAUAGGCUGCCGCCGCUACAUUGCCCCUACCGCUAUUCGAUGUGCAUGAGGUGUGGAAAGCAAUUUAGAAGCUUUCAUUCAAAUAAAAAAAUCACAUUGAUCUGACGAAUUCGUUAUUUGAUUUCAGACAAAUUGAUAGAACAGAUUGAAUGAACCAAAGCGUAAAUUUCGAUCAUUCCAAUCAGUAAAAGCACUUAACAGCGCCGYCCCAUUUUUUACAGUGCAGUAUAAUUGAAAACUUAACUACCUACGUACAGUGACUAACUAUCUGUUUAUUGUUUUGCACUACAACAAGCAUGGUAGCCUGGGUGUCAGUCUGUCUGUGCCAUCUCRCCAACUCCUUGUCAUGCCAAUGGCUUGACAAUGAGCAAUGGAGCUGGCAAGAGCACAAACAGAUCUGGGACYAGGCUACAAGCAUGCCUCAACAGUGUUAAUAUUAGCUGCUGCUGCCUAUGUGUGUCAACAAGUGAUGUAUUGAGCUUGUGGRUGGGUAAAAGAGAAGAUACCUGGUAUAGAUGAAGAAUGAAUGCAUAUGAACACGUGAGCCAAAUGAACAAAAUUGUGUGUGGGAUCUGUUUUUGUCGUGUCUCAGCAAAUGACAUGGAGGAGAGUCAACUGAACUAUUCGUCUCAUUGCAAAAGCCACAGGGCUUUUAACUAUUUUACCUUCCUAUGGGCCCUGGUCCAAAGUAGUGCGCUAUCGGUGGAAUAGGGUGCCAUUUGGGACGCAUCUCCUGCCAACACGAACAAAAGUGUUGGAUAAAAGGGAGGGACGUUGACACUAAUAUGUGACAAUAAUAGAGAAGUAAUCUUCAGAAAAAGUUAUUGAUCGCUGCAAAAUGCAGUUGCUGACUCUUCGCCAUAUGAUACAUGGGACUGUAUGUAUGCUGCUUUGUAAUGAACARUGGUUGUAAAGGUAUUUGGUUUAUUACAUGUUGUCAGGGCCUGUCUCCUCCCUUAACGUAGUAGAGGCCAAUAGUAGAGGCCCCAUUUGUGAAUCCGAUGCCAUUUAAAUACAUUUUAAUUGAGCAGAUAUAAAAUGUACACUUAAUGGCGUCCGAUUCACAAAUCUGGCUACAGUGAAGAUUGGUGUUGCAUGCGUACCUAAUGAACUGUACAUUGCAUGCGUACCUAAUGAACUGUACAUUGCAUGCGUACCUAAUGAACUGUACAUUGCAUGCGUACCUAAUGAACUGUACAUUGCAUGCGUACCUAAUGAACUGUACAUUGCAUGCGUACCUAAUGAACUGUACAUUGCAUGCGUACCUAAUGAACUGUACAUUGCAUGCGUACCUAAUGAACUGUACAUUGCAUGCGUACCUAAUGAACUGUACAUUGCAUGCGUACCUAAUGAACUGUACAUUGCAUGCGUACCUAAUGAACUGUACAUUGCAUGCCUAAAUGAGUUUGCAAAUAUCAGUACAAUGUCAGAGUGCUCUCCUAUGUGUUGCAUGCACUGUGAUGUUGUAUGGUGUCUUAACCAGUCGGAUGAUAACCAUGUGGGAGAAGAACACGAGAUAUUCUAUCUAUGAAGGGAAAGAAGUGAAUGGUGCCGUCAGACAUUAUCUGACUGAAAAAUAAAACCUGGUUGUUGACCUUC